CUGCGGAACCAUCGACAGGCAGCUCCUCAGAUCCAGGGAACACAGAGAGUGUGACACACUGACCGACCCGUGUAGAGAAGGUUCUUUGGCCAUGGUGUGAGGGGAUUAACCAAGAUGGCUAACCGGCGUGUCCCACUAGUCCUGUUAGCCUGCGGCUCCUUUAAUCCCAUCACUAACCAGCACAUGAGACUGUUUGAGCUGGCCAGGGACCACAUGCACAGCACAGGCCAAUACCAGGUGGUGGGUGGCAUCGUGUCUCCAGUGAGCGACAGCUAUGGAAAGCAAGGCCUGGUACUGGCUAAGCACCGCAUUGCGAUGGCGAAGCUGGCGCUGCAGAGCUCCAACUGGGUCACGGUUGAUGAAUGGGAGAGCCAGCAGCCAGACUGGACGGAGACGGUGGUAACUAUGAGGUAUCAUUAUGGACGUAUUCUAAAGGAGUAUGAGGGAAGAGCAGGGAAGCACAUGAACUCCAACGGUGACACCACUACCCUCGCAGGACCCCAGCUGAAGCUCCUCUGUGGAGCCGAUUUCCUCGACACCUUCAAGAUCCCCGGCUUGUGGCAGGACGAGCACGUGGAGGAGGCGGUCGGGCGCUUCGGCCUCGUCUCUGUCAGCCGCGGCGGGCUGCAGCCUGAGCAGACUGUGCACGAGUCGGACAUGCUCUCCCGCCACCAGCGAAACAUUUUCCUGGUGAGGGAGUGGAUGAGGAAUGAGACGAGCGCCACGGAGGUGCGUCGGGCUCUGAGGCGGGGUCAGAGCGUGAAGUACCUGAUCCCAGACUCAGUGAUAGAAUAUAUUCACCAGCACAAGCUUUACACAGAGGACAGCGAGAGGAGGAAUAAGGGCACGGCGCUGAGGCCACUCACCAAGCAGGCACAAGAGCCAUCGACCACAGCAGACCUCCUCGCCCGCAGAAACACAGCCAUCAUGCCUGUCGAUCUGAAUGGAUAUUGGAAAAUGAUUUCCAGUGAUAACUUCGAGGAGUACCUGAAGGCUCUCGAUGUGAAUGUCGCCAUCAGGAAAAUCGCAACCUUGCUGAAGCCUGACAAGGAAAUCAGCCACGACGGCGACCACAUCGUCAUCAAGACCCUCAGCACCUUCAAAAACUACAACAUGGACUUCCACGUGGGCAAAGAGUUUGAGGAGGAUCUGUCCGGAGUGGAUGACAGGAAAUGCAUGGUGUGGCGACCUAUGGCUCGGACACAUCUGGUGCACACCCUGCAGACAGAUAAACUGACUCUUCUCGGUGGCACAUAUCUGGACUGCACAGCACUGUCACCAUCUGCCACCAUGCCAGCAGACUUCAGUGGGAAAUGGAUACUGGAAACCAGUGAGAAAUUUGAGGAGUAUUUGAAAGCACUAAACAUUGACUUUGCCACGAGGAAAAUCGCCAUCUCCCUGUCUCAGACCAAAGUGGUCGCCCAGGACGGAGACAAGUUUGACUUCAAAACACUGAGCACCUUCAGGAAUUAUGAGCUGGCCUUCACUGUGGGGGUGGAGUUUGACGAGCACACCAAGGGACUCGACAACAGGAACAUCAAGUGUUUGGUAAACUGGGACGGUGACAAGCUGGUGUGCAGCCAGAAAGGAGAGAAGGCAAAUCGAGGCUGGAAACACUGGAUAGAGGGAGACAAACUUUACCUGGAGCUGACGUGUGAAGAUGUACUUUGUCUUCAGGUGUUCAAGAGAAAAGAAUAAAAUAUGUGCAAAGGUCUGUUUUUGUUUUGAUUUGCUUGGUUAACUAUGUCCUUGCAUGCUCCUCAGUGACAUGUUUCCCCACAUUUGAACAAAAUGAAUAAAGGCAGUUUUUAGACAA
This is a messenger RNA of Pleuronectes platessa (European plaice), 1816 nucleotides long. RefSeq lists its product as uncharacterized. Lineage: Eukaryota; Metazoa; Chordata; Actinopteri; Pleuronectiformes; Pleuronectidae. The transcript has 12 exons. Gene Ontology annotation, cellular component: mitochondrion. Gene Ontology annotation, molecular function: lipid binding; nicotinamide-nucleotide adenylyltransferase activity; nicotinate-nucleotide adenylyltransferase activity. The record is from RefSeq and is a predicted model, not a curated record. Gene Ontology annotation, biological process: NAD+ biosynthetic process. Bases 115 to 1698 code for a protein of 527 amino acids.